Messenger RNA from Metarhizium acridum CQMa 102, 981 nucleotides. Lineage: Eukaryota; Fungi; Ascomycota; Sordariomycetes; Hypocreales; Clavicipitaceae. The record is from RefSeq and is a predicted model, not a curated record.
AUGACCAAGUCGUCCCUCAAGCAAACAACACUAAACGCCCUCGCCAACUCCUUCACGCCAGCAAGCGCCCUCGCACUAGGCAAGAAGAACGCCGCCGCCGCCGCCGAAGCCAACACCAAGAAGGGAAUCAAGCGCAAGACCGGCAAAAGGGGCCUCCAAAUCAUCCAACCCCUCCAAGCGUCAGUUUCCAAGCAAAAAACCCCCUCCCCCCCAAAACCACCAUUCCAACCCCAGCGACAACUGACCAAACAAAGAAAAUCCAGCUCGUCAGAAGAGGACGCCAAACCCCUCAACCCGCGGCAGCCCCCCUCCCUCUCGUCAGGCGGCAUCCCCUCCCCUUCCACGCGCUACCUGGCGCAGUCCCUCGCGCCGCCCACGCAGCUCCCCCAGCCGCGCCGCAUCCUCGUCAUCCUCGACCUCAACGGCACCCUGCUCUACCGGCCCUCGCGCCGGCGCCCGUCGCACUUUGUCGAGCGCCCCCACGCGCGGAGCUUCCUCAAGUACUGCCUCGACACGUUCCACCUCGCGAUAUGGUCGUCGGCGCGGCCCGACAACGUCAACAGCAUGGUCGCCCAGCUGCUCGCGCCCGACGAGUGCGCGCGGUGCGUCGUCGUCUGGGCCCGCGACCGCCUCGGCCUCUCGCCAGAGGACUACGACGCCCGCGUCCAGGUGUACAAGAGGCUCUCCACGGUCUGGGACGACCCGCGCGUCAGGGCCUCCCACCCGGACGCCGCCCGCGGCGCCUGCUGGGACCAGUCCAACACGGUGCUAGUGGACGACUCGCGCGAGAAGGGCCGGAGCGAGCCCUACAACAUCCUGCCCGUGCCCGAGUUUUCCGGCCUGCAGGGGGAGUCGCCGAAUGUCUUGCCCCAGGUCCACGAUUAUCUGAAUGCCCUGUGCUUCCAGGCCGACGUCAGUCGGUACAUGCGCGAAAACCCAUUCCGUCUCGACUCUGGGUACACGUUACCAGAGGCUUUUUGA